Molecule: messenger RNA, 3824 nt
Organism: Mercenaria mercenaria
Lineage: Eukaryota; Metazoa; Mollusca; Bivalvia; Venerida; Veneridae
Product: myogenesis-regulating glycosidase-like
Exons: 3
Coding region: 69-2303 (744 amino acids)
Source: RefSeq, a predicted model, not a curated record
CAGGAAUUUUCGUUACGCGGCCACUGACCGAAAAUGUGCAAAAAUGUAGUACAAAUUCUAUCAAAACAAUGGAUUGCGAAGCCCCUCAAAAACGCGAAUUGAAAAGAGAAAAGGAACAUGAAAAACUGUUGUCACAUACAGACCCUGUGAAAGGUGUUCACUAUGGUAACCUAGAUGGUGCUUCAGCAGUAGCACAAAGUGGCAGUGUAUCAUCGCUUGGAACCAAAUCUCUAUCACAGGAAACCAGCAAAGAAAAAUACUUGAAGAGUCUUGCAGAAGAGGAAGCGCCACAAUCAUCAUGUAAGAAGAAAGUCUUAAAAGUGGUUGUUACGUUUCUGUUCAUAGUAAUCGUUGUUGGUAUUGUCAUUAUUUGGUCAUUCCACGAAGGUCGCUCAAGGAAAAACAUUGGAAAUCAUUAUUUCGACUUUGUAUCUAAACAGAGGGUUCUUAACGUAUACAAUGUUAAAGACGAUAUUGUUCUUUCGGGUUUUAUGAAAACCAGUCAGUUGGAUAUUGGAAAAGUGCAUAAAUGUGAUGAAUAUCAGACAGACGAUGUGUUUUGUUUUCGAUUUGGGGAUGAAACAGUUUUCAGGUUUUUUCCGUAUACUUUGAAAAAUGCUCAAGUACAUUGUAACGAUAUUGUUUGGACAAACAUGAAAAGCAAUUUACACAUACCAGUGGACUGUUACGAUAUUGAAUUUGGACUCUGGUAUGGAUUGCCAAAUUUUAACGGUUCUUUUUGGCCAGUGAAAGGAAAUAAAGUGUCUAUUGAUAAACUCACAUAUCAGCCAUAUGGGAAAUCUGUUCUGGGGCAGGUUCUGGAGAACUAUUGGUUAAAUGCUGAAGGGAGCGCAAUAAUUGUCCAUCAGCCCUACCCAAUAAAAUUUAGUUUUAAUGCACAAAAUGAUAAGAAACUGUGUUUUUCCUUAGACUAUGAGAAUUUAAAGCAGACGGCAAUUCCAACUAUUAAUUAUACCAUCUGCCAAGGACCAGAUAUUAAAACAACUUUUCUUGCGACGAGAAAUCAUUUUUUUCCACUGUCAGAAGUAGUUAAAAUUGCAGAGCAUGAUUUCUCGAAAAUUUUAUGGAAAUUUGAAAACAGGUACAAAAACAAUCAUCAAAAUUUUGGAGAAUUUCUGCACAAGCUAAAUACACUUGGUUUGCCAAUUAACAUGAUAGAAUACGACACUGAUUGGCAGGAAAAUGUUGGUGAUUUUAAAUUUACAGAGAAAGUGGCAAAUGAGUUGUCACUGUACUUGAAUAUGAACAAAGGAAAAUACUCGAAUACAAAACUCAUGCUGCCACUUACUUUAGCAUGCUCCUAUAAAGCAGAAGAAAAUUUUAAAAUGGGAGCAGAUAAGGAUCUUUUUGUGAAGGACAUUUACACACAUGGUUUUAAAAUGAUUUCAUACAAAGAACAGAGCUGUGCAUUAUGGGAUGCAACUUAUGUAGAAACUAAAGAUUUUUUGAAAGAAAAAUUGGAUUCCCUUCAACAAAAGGGCACCGUAGAGGAAACAUUAUACCCACAAGCAUUUGAAGUGAAAACAACCAUAGCAAAUGCCGCUAUUCACCAUACUCUGUUCAGGAACACAUCGGAUAUAAAUGCCAUGAACUCGGAAUUUGCAGCUAUACUGCUCAGUGCAAAUAAAUCUGUUCUUAUAGAAACAGCUUAUCAUAUGCAAAACAUGACAAUUUUUGUAGAAAUUCCAACUCUUGUAGCAAAUAAGAGUGGGAAAAAAUGUUUGGAUUACAUUGUGUCUGGGGCUCUCACAGCUGGUAUCCAUGGUUAUCCUUAUGUUAUAACUUUAGCUCCUCCUGAGGAUAUGAUUGACACAGAAUUAUUAAUUCGGUGGAUAGAAGUUGCAGUAUAUUUUCCAGGAUUGCAAGUGACAAAUGCAGUGUUGAAUUUUGGUGAUCGACCAAUAAGUUUAUUGAAGAAUAUGAGUUUGCUUAGAGAGUCUGUAGUGAUUCCAGCAUACUCUGACAUAGUUUCAGAAACUAAGGAAGGAAUUCCUCUAUUGCGUCCAUUAUGGUGGGUUGAUCCACUCGAUUUCAAAACACUUCGUAUUUCAGAUCAGUUUUUAAUUGGGGAAACAAUUAUGGUGGCACCUGUUUUGUGCCUCGGCGACAGGAAACGAGAUAUUUAUUUACCAACGGGUCAAUGGAUACAUUCCAAGACGGGAAAGACUUAUGCAGGGAAGCAGUGGCUGAAAGACUUUAUUGUUCAGCUUGAAGAUAUUGCUGUUUUUUAUUUACACCAAGACACUACUCAAAAUUCAACUGUAUCUUCUAUAACUCCAUGAAAACCGUAGAAUAUAAAUUAUUUCUACCAUGCUAAGGGAAAUGUCCCAACGGUUUUAUGCCAUGUUCAAAGUUGAGAGGGUAUAUUGUUUUACACAUGUUGGUUUGUAGUGCUAGUCUAUCAUACAUCGCUGUUCUGUCAUUUAUUGCCAGUUGUCAGAAGAUGACUCCUCCUCUUUGUGGGGUUUGGAGGUGGGGGUCACGUUUUUUGGUUGAAAGUCACGGUUGCAGCAUACUAAAUAUUGACAAUUAGACGAUAACACCUGACUGGUUAUCCUGGUUGGCAUAUUUUUUUACAAACAGCUAAUUUCAUUAGAAGUAGCUUACACUUGACUGUAAAGCACUUUAAAUUUUUGUGAACUUUUUAUUUCAUGAAUUUGUUUUGAUUUGCCCUACUUUAUUAAAUUUUAUUCACAAAAAGAUGAAUUCAGGUCACUGUAAAAAUUGAUUCUUGAAACCAGAAUUACAGUAGGAUGUACUGCAGAUUUGGCAAUUUUCAUGCAGGCAGCGAUUUCUUGGUUAUUAGCCUUACUUGUAGUGGUGUCAAGAAUUAGCAAGUACCAGCAUUUGUAUUAAAGCUAAUCACCCACAGUUUAAGUGAAAUGUUCAUUUCCACUAAGUUUGGCAUAGAAUGUAUAUAUGACACUGAAAAAUGAUAAAGUGAGUGAAAAUACAAUUUAGAUAUUGUUAAAAAUGCAAGAAGAAUGUAAAUUUUCUGCAUCAUUUCAAAAGCAUUGCAACAGUUGACUACCUUCUGCACAAUAUUUUGCAAAAAUCGCAUGUCAAUAAGUUCAUACCACUAGUCACUUUCAGAGUACCCACUUUUUAUAGAUUUUUGGAGAAAAUAUUUUUCACCUAAAAUGUGUGAUUUAGUCCCUUUAACCCUUAUCAUGCUGGACACGAUUGAUUCUGCCUUUGUAACCAGUGCAGAUCAUGAUCAGCCUGCACAUCUGUGCAGACAGAUCAUGACCUGCACUGUUCGCCAUUCAUUCAGUAAUGUUGUGGUAUGCACCAGUUUUAACAGUUAAUAGUACUGUCCAAACUGAAGGAUGGACAAGUUCAUUAUAGAAAAUUAGCAGGGUGAUGAUGCAGAUUUAAUACUCACAAAUAGUCAGAAUUUGCCAGUGGCAUUAUUUACGGAUAUCAUCCAAGAAUCACUAGCAAAAACUAGCAUUUAAUUCCUCAUUAUAAGCUAAAAUAAAACCUGCAUGAAUAUUUCACAGUCUGUAGUGAUGAGGAAACUUGUCAGUUUGUUCCAAAAUUUGCCAGUUAUUGUUCAGUAAAAAUUUUAAUUAAUGAUGGACCUAGUUUGCAGAUAUUAGCGUAAAAUAAAGUUCUCAUAGAUAGUAAGUGUUUUACAGUAUAUUGUUAUUGUCAUGCAUCAUUUUUUUUAUAAUACCAGAUUGUUAAACUGUGUCCAUUAUCUCUGAUCAAGAGACAAUUGGAUUAACUAGUAUUUUUGCAAAAAUCUUUAUAAAACAAUGUUGUUUAUUUGUUAAAUGCUGUUUGUGUUUGUGCAGACG